AUGGCGGCAUUCGGGCAGUCCGGCAAGCAGGUGGACCUGCUGGACCUCGGAUUCGACUCUGUUGAGAUCGAUGGCCCAAGCGACGGAGCCACCGACAGCCAGGCAGGCGGCUCAACGAAUGAGGGUGGAGGGGGGGCUGGCCAAGGGCAACCCGCGUCCCUGUCGACGAUUUCCUUCAACGCUGCGGACGAAGCGAGGCAGCAAGAGCAACGAUCAUCCGAGACGUCUCACGGCGGGUCCUUCCUGGACAACCUCACGGACCCUAGGGCUAGCGCGAGGGAGUACGACGUAGUCUUCGGCCUGAGCGGGGGGGCUAGCGGCCGGCCAGAUCUCGGCCUCACGAUGCAGGCCGAUUACUACGGGAACCAGGCCAUCGUUAAGGGCUUUUCGCUUGUGGAUGGAAGGGUUGGACCGGCACAGGCGUCUGGGCUUAUCUGCGUGGGGGACGUUCUGGUCGCCGUGGGCGGGGACCGAGUGAAGGGGUUGAGCUUUCCGAGUAUUUUAGGAGUUGUACGGGACGCGUGUAGGGAGCGGGGCCAAAUUCGACUGACUUUCACGGCCGGAACCGGGGAGGAAAACAAGCCAAGGGCAGAAGACAGCGAGAUGCUUGAGGCGCGGUGGUUUAUACACCAGCAGAAGGCUCGCUAUUACAGACCGCCGCCACCGUCGGAAGACAUGGUGUACUGUUCCUUGGAGCGCCAUCGAGGCGAACACGUAACAUCAUUCCACUUGAACAGGGACGACACGGGGGAGUUCCUUCUAGCGUGCUCUGUCGACGCAAACCUCCAAGGGCCGAUGCUUUUCCACACUCUUCAGGACACCCACCUUCGAGAGCUGAAGGACAUCCCCACCAGCUCAGACAGCGCCGUGUACUUGGGGUGCAUGUUUCCGAACUUGCUGGGGACAGAGUUCCGCCAGCUGGACCACAGGGUGGAUCCUCGUGACUCAGCCGCGAUGGAGUACGUGAAGGAGAAGGGGAGGAACGAGCUCUCUGCGGUGGUGUACGAGCCGAACGUCAUGGGCAGGGUACCGAACGCGAUGAAGGUGCUGCUGAGGAGACCCAUCGCCUCGCAAUCCAGUGGCUCCGACGGUUUAACGGCUGACAAUGACGAUGGCGGCGGCGGGGGCGACGGCGAGGGAGGGGGAGGGGAGGGGGAGGGGGGCGGCCAAUGGGGUGUGAGCAUGGAAAGGGGCGUGUGGGACGAGCCAAUCAUUAAGCGCUGGGAGGACGGAAAGAACCGGCACAAGCCAGCGUUUCGACCGUCCUCUCCUCUCAAGACGUUCCGAAAUAUCUUCAAGAACUUCGAGUCAUCGGACGACCCAGAAGAACAGAGGGCCCAGCAGCACUACGCUACUCUCGGAUCGGAGGGGAGCGAUAUCAUCACUUUCGAGACCCUUAGCCCGUCUUGGAACGAGGUUCUGCACGCCUGGACGCUCAACUUCAACGGUCGCGUCAAGAUCCCGUCUAAGAAGAACUUCCUCGUUUCACCAGAAAAGGGCAAUCUUGUGAUGGAGCAAGACUUCGGGGAGGGCAAGGUGCACAUCAGACACGGAAAGAUGAGCAAGAGCCGCUUCUCCGUCGACUUCCGUCACCCCGUCAGCCCGAUAGUCGCGCUGGGGGUCUGCUGCAGCACCUUCGCCAACAAGAUGGUCGUCACUUGAUGAGAGGGCGACGACGGUUGUAUGGAUUGGGGUUCCUACCGCAUAGUGAAAACGGGCUUCCUUGCCCAGAGGCGUCGUGACGCACUAGGGUUUUGUCUUUUGGUGGAUUUGUAUGAUGGUUUAAUUUUCGUAGGCAAUGUGCGAAAGUAUUCUAGCAUCUCGCGGUGGUCUGGUUCGUGGCAUAUCUAUCAUCCGUGCCUCUUCGCUGCUGGUGUGUGUACCCUAGAGCUUGUUGUGAUGCUGCCAAGCAUGCGGUAUGGGCACCAUUCCGCUGUUGCAAUGCUUGCGAGUUUCUCGCUUUUCAGUGUUUCUCAGAAGUAUUAUUCUAGGCAUACUGCUGUACCUCGUGUGUUUCGUUGAGGUGUUUCUCGGUGCUUGUUUUGAGCGGGGCGGGUCUUGCCAUUUGGGCCGCGGCGUAGGACCUGAGUUAGGCUCGAUUUCACCGUCCUUUUGAGUCGGCGGUGUUCGUGGUAC
Messenger RNA from Ectocarpus siliculosus, 2136 nucleotides. The record is from the annotation of a GenBank genome assembly. NCBI's taxonomy places the organism in Eukaryota, Phaeophyceae, Ectocarpales, Ectocarpaceae.